AUCAUGGAGGACAAUGCGGUUGGCUCUUCGCGGGCAUCUGUACUCUCUGCAGAUAUCGUGCAGGGAAAUACUUCUACAAGCGAGGAGGGAACCGCGCAGGAAGAGACAUACAUCACGCCACGCCCGCCAUCGAGCACGCCGAUCCAUCUGAAAGUGGACACCAAGGGCAAAGCAAAGGCGACUGACUCCGAUAGCUCGAGCUCGGAUUCGGAUUCGGAAGACUCACCGGACAGAUUGUCUAAUGCGUCUUUCGAGAGCACGCCAGAUUGGAUGCGCCCGAUACGUGGCGCGUCCGUGGACCCCAGCUCGUCGGUCAGUCCUCCGCAUCCCAAUCAAAUGCAGGACUAUCGGCAGAGGACCGGGAGCCCAGAGUCCUGUCUCUCGCCAGGUGGGGACAGAAGGAUAGGCGAGAAGAACAAGCGCGCGCCUGGGGAUACGGGCGAAUGGCUCCCAGGCCAGCCACCACCUGACACGUGGCCGGACUCACCCACCGCGAAGAGGAUGCUCAUACCCUCGACCUCUCCGCGUGCGCCUCGCGGGACAUUCCCUGUUGGCUCGCCCCCUCGUCGAGAAGACUUUGCAUCAGCGACGUUCAGCAACUUCGUGCCGGACGACGAGCCGAGGUUUGAGUGGCGCGGGACGCAGCCCACUUCACCAGUGACAUCGGCUCGAAUCCGGAGGCCCACGUCGGCGAACUUCACCCCCUCGGUGCUGAGCAGCGCGGAAUUAGAGUCUGAUGACGGGAGCACGGACUUCGAUGGCGAGGCGCAGUCGGCGCCUACCUCUUCGAACAUGCAGGACCCGGAGAUGGACGCGCUUGUGGCGGAGAUCUCGAAGGUCCUGAGCUUCGACAAUAAUGGCGAAGCUCUUCCUCAACCCAUACCGGUGCAUACGAGCGAUGCGUAUACCGAUACCGGUCUCGAGAGUGGGUUCGACGGAUGGCAUCUGAGCAGCAGCCCAGGUGUCGCUACGGAGGUAGCGCUGAUGCAGGUCCCCAUGAUUGACUACGAGCACGACGGUCCACUCGACGGCGAGACCUUGGAUGACUACCUCAGCCGCACGCUGAACCCAGACUACGUUCAACCGGCCUACGCCUCUCAGGCGGCCUUCCAGAACUUCCACUUCGACCCAGUAGGGGAAACCACGGACCCUUACUCGCACCUCCCGCACUAUGCGCCGCCGCUGGAAAAUGAAGAGAACCCGUUCUCGGUGGAGGAGGAUGAUUACCUCGUCCCUAGGGGCCCGGUGGUUCGCGUCGAAGCCAGAGUGCCCUCGACUGCCACCUCGGAUUUCUCGAUGCCCUUCCAGAUGUCCUCGGCGCGGAGCGCAGCGCAAGCCGCGGACCUCAUCGCCGAGAUGCAGGCGAGCGGCAUGCUCGCGCAGGAUACAGACGCCAUUGCCAUCGACGGCGAGCUUACGCCCGACGACCUGCUCCUGCUCGACAACUUCGGCAACCUCGACUUGACGUCCGACGAGCAGAUGGCGUGGGGCGCCCCUGGCAUUGAUCUCAGCACCGGCAUUGACCUUAGCGGCGGCGUCGACCUCAGCGAUGCCAUUGACCUCGGCGGCGACUUCGAUCUUGGAGGUCCACUCACUGAAGCGGACGAUCCUUUCCUCGCCGAGACCGCGAACGACUUCCUCUUCGACUUCCCUACCGCCGACAACGCGCCUUUCACCCCUACUAUGUGGCCGCCAGCUGAUUCAUUCGACGAACAACCUUCGGGAGCUGGCGUACUUGACGCGUUCGAUGCGUCCUUCUUCGGGACGAACCCCCAGGCAUUCGACUGGGGCAAUCCUGACGAGGUCGACCACGACCCCGUUCACCGCGCCGGAGACAGCGUCAGGCGGGAGAGCUGAGCUCCUCUAUACCCCAAGACCCCUUCCAAUUAUGCACUCGAAUUGCUGCCCUGCACCCUCGCUUUCGAGCGCGGCUCAGCACCAAUUUUUCGGACGAACAAACUACGGAUAGCAUAACACGCAAGACGAUAU
This is a messenger RNA of Schizophyllum commune H4-8, 1989 nucleotides long. RefSeq lists its product as uncharacterized. The record is from RefSeq and is a predicted model, not a curated record. Lineage: Eukaryota; Fungi; Basidiomycota; Agaricomycetes; Agaricales; Schizophyllaceae. The transcript has 2 exons. The coding region runs from base 4 to 1857 and encodes 617 amino acids.